Messenger RNA from Penicillium subrubescens, 3264 nucleotides. Its product is annotated as putative regulator of nonsense transcripts. Gene Ontology annotation, cellular component: cytoplasm. The record is from RefSeq and is a predicted model, not a curated record. Gene Ontology annotation, molecular function: ATP hydrolysis activity; RNA binding; ATP binding. The coding region runs from base 1 to 3264 and encodes 1087 amino acids. Gene Ontology annotation, biological process: nuclear-transcribed mRNA catabolic process, nonsense-mediated decay. The transcript has 2 exons. Lineage: Eukaryota; Fungi; Ascomycota; Eurotiomycetes; Eurotiales; Aspergillaceae.
AUGGAUAACUACCAUCCAGUGUUGGCAGAUGACGCCUCAGUGAUGGCAGACCAAGACGACAACCAUAUGGGCAGCGUCGGCCGUGCCCAGCCACGCCGUCAUGACGAUGAAGAUGAAGGCUCCGAUAUUCUAGAGGACGAUGACUUGGAGAGCACAGUUGGUGGUCCAGUUUCGCAUCACAAGGGCCAUGGAAACGGCGAGGAAGAGAAAGAGCUUCCUGCCCAUGCAUGCGCGUACUGUGGCAUUCAUAACCCCAGCAGCGUGGUAAAGUGUCUCUCUUGCAACAAGUGGUUCUGCAGUGCCCGAGGCAAUACCUCCUCUUCGCAUAUAGUCAAUCACCUCGUGCGUGCUCGCCACAAGGAGGUGCAGCUGCACCCGGCUUCUUCGCUCGGCGAUACUAUCCUCGAAUGCUACAACUGUGGUACCAAGAACGUUUUCCUACUCGGUUUCAUUCCCGCCAAGUCAGAUACUGUUGUGGUUCUUCUUUGCCGGCAGCCAUGUGCGGCUAUGCCAUCGUCCAAGGAUAUGAACUGGGAUACCUCUCGUUGGCAGCCACUUAUUGAGGACCGCUCCUUUUUGCCCUGGCUCGUUUCUGCCCCUACCGAUCAAGAGCAGCUCCGUGCCCGCCAUCUCAGCCCCCAGUUGAUUGCAAAGCUGGAGGAAAUGUGGAAAGAGAACUCGCAGGCGACUCUGGAGGAUUUGGAAAAAGCCACCGCCGUUGAUGAUGAGCCAGCGCCUGUGCUAUUGCGCUAUGAUGAUGCUUUCCAGUAUCAGAACAUCUUUGGUCCCCUCGUCAAGAUUGAAGCCGACUAUGACCGAAAGCUCAAGGAAUCGCAGUCGCAGGAUGGAUUGAUUGUUCGCUGGGAUCUUGGGCUGAACAACAAGCACCUUGCAAGCUUCGUCCUUCCCAAGCUCGAGCUUGGAGAUGUCAAGCUGGCGGUUGGUGAUGAAAUGCGCCUGAAGUAUACCGGCGAACUCCGUUCCAAGUGGGAGGGUGUUGGAUACGUCAUGAAGAUCCCUAACAACCAGUCUGACGAAGUCACCAUUGAGUUGCGCUCUAAGGGCGACCACAAGUCGGUCCCUACGGAAUGCACUCACAACUUCACUGCCGACUACGUUUGGAAGUCCACCUCGUUUGACCGUAUGCAGCUCGCCAUGAAAACCUUCGCCGUUGAUGAAAUGAGUGUUUCGGGCUACAUCUUCCACCGUCUUCUCGGUCAUGAGGUUGCUGCCGCUCCCAUGAAGACACAGAUCCCGAAGAAGUUCAGCGUCCCUGGACUGCCCGACCUGAACGGCAGCCAAAUCAAUGCGGUGAAGAGUGUGUUACAGCGACCACUGAGUCUGAUUCAGGGUCCCCCAGGAACCGGUAAAACAGUCACUUCGGCUACGAUCAUCUACCAUUUGGCAAAGAUCAACGGAGGCCAGGUUCUCGUGUGUGCUCCCUCCAACGUCGCAGUCGACCAGCUGUGUGAGCGUAUCCACCGCACAGGCCUGAAGACUGUUCGUGUGACUGCCAAGUCGCGCGAGGAUGUUGAGUCUCCGGUUGCCUUCCUUUCUCUGCAUGAGCAAGUCCGUAUGAACGAUAGCAAUAUCGAAUUGGUGAAGCUCAACCAACUGAAGGCCGAGCUCGGUGAAUUGUCCAGCCAGGACGAGAAGCGUCUGAAGCAACUGACUCGGGCCGCCGAGCGCGAAGUCUUGACCAAUGCCGAUGUUAUCUGCUGCACUUGCGUUGGUGCUGGUGAUCCUCGCUUGGCCAAGUUCAAGUUCCGCACUGUCUUGAUUGACGAGUCGACCCAAUCUGCGGAGCCAGAGUGUAUGAUCCCCCUGGUUCUUGGCUGUAAGCAAGUCGUUCUGGUUGGUGAUCACCAGCAGCUUGGGCCUGUCAUCAUGAAUAAGAAGGCCGCCAAGGCUGGUUUGAAUCAAUCUCUCUUCGAGCGUCUUGUCAUUCUUGGCUGCUCGCCUAUUCGCCUGAAUGUGCAGUAUCGUAUGCACCCGUGUCUCUCGGACUUCCCAUCCAACAUGUUCUACGAGGGUUCGCUGCAGAAUGGUAUUACCAUUCAUGACCGUCUUCGCCGCGAUGUCGACUUCCCUUGGCCCAUGAUGGAUAACCCCAUGAUGUUCUGGUCGAACCUUGGUAAUGAAGAAAUCUCCGCCUCCGGAACUUCGUACCUCAACCGCACUGAGGCGACUAAUGUCGAGAAGAUUGUUACACGCUUCUUCAAGGCCGGUGUACAGCCAAGCGGUAUCGGUAUCAUCACUCCAUACGAAGGACAGCGAAGCUACAUUGUCAGCUCCAUGCAGGCUACGGGUACCUUCAAGAAGGAACACUACAAGGAGAUUGAAGUGGCCUCCGUCGAUGCGUUCCAGGGACGAGAGAAGGAUUACAUCAUUCUCUCCUGUGUUCGUUCCAAUGACCAUCAGGGUAUUGGUUUCUUGAGCGAUCCCCGCCGUCUCAACGUCGCUCUUACUCGUGCUCGAUUUGGUCUGGUCAUUCUUGGAAACCCUAAGGUGCUCUCCAAGCACCCUCUAUGGAAUUGCCUGCUCCAGCACUUCAAGGAACGUCAUUGUCUGGUGGAGGGACCCCUGUCCAACCUGCAGGAAUCUUUGAUCCAGUUCAGCCGUCCCAAGCAAGCUUACCGUGGCCCUCAGCGCUUCCACAUGUCUUCAGGCUUCAAUCAAGGCGGUGCUGCUGCUGUCGCCGGUGCUAUGAACGGCCGCAACGGCCAGCGCAACGAGUAUCAAGACACUGGGUCUGUCGUUGGCUACAUCCCUGAUGAUGUCUCCUCGGUGCACUCCUCUGCCGUUGGUGGAGUUGGCCUUCCCUCUGGAUACCCUCCGAUGUUCCAGAACUUCGCUGAUCAAUGGCCAUCCCUCUCUGGUGGUCGCCGUGCGAACGGUGGCCGGGCCAAGGGUGCUCCUAGUGUUGCUGGAGAGUCCGUUGCCGCUACCGAGUCCGAUGUCACUGGAAGCAUCAUUGAUGGUCGCAGUGCUGACCAAGGUGGUGUCAGCCUAGCCGGCUUGAGCAUCAACGACAUGAGCAAGCAAGCGAGUCUCAGCCAGUCCGAUCGUCUGAAGCGCUACGUGGAGUCCGGCGGCCGUGAGCCUUACCGUGGUGGUGUCCCCGACAAUGGCAGCAUCUUUGGGGGCAGUUCGGCCAGCAUUCGAGUUACUCGCGGCGUCCCCGGACACAACGUCAAUGACGACGAUGAUGCCCGCAGCGUUUCGACCGCGUUCGCUAGCCAGGUUGGCGGCAACUACGACUGA